CAUCCAUGGGAAGUGACAGAGGCUCUCAGCUCCUGCCUAGCUCACCAGCAGCACUGGGCUCGGUUCACCACUGAGUCUGCAACUCUGCAACUAGAGAAUCUACAAAUUAAAACGCUAAGGGGAAAAGGAAUACACCUCUUUCAGCACCUAUCAUCCCUCACAGCACAUGUAAGUUAUUCGACCAGGCUCUUUCGCAGCUGAAAAACGGCAAAGACUUGAAGUGAUGCCCCGCAUCAAGGUUGCUGAAGUGGAUUACGAUGUCUGUUUUUGGACUUAAUUCCCCAAACGAUGGUCCAGGCAACACACACAGCUAGUGAGGAUUAAAGAGAAGCAUCACCUCAUUGACCGGUCUGCUCCAAUUCAUUCUCCAACCAUAACUUCCGAAGCCACCAGUCUGUCUCAGCGUCCCACCAGGAGUCCCCGCCGCAAGAAGGACAUGCAAGGUCACAACUAAGGGGGUCAGGGGCCUAGGGUCGUGGGGCAGUGGAACAGCUCACGGAUCUCUAUCUCACAUUUCAGUAUGUUGUUCAUGGAGCUCCACUGCAUUGCAUUAUAAUGCCCAAAUGGAUGCUGACAUGGAACCUGCCAAAUUUGCUCUCGGGACUGUACGUGCACAUGAUCUUCCUGUUUGGCAGUGUGUGUGUGGCCUGUAGUGACCGUACUCCAGAGCAACUGGCUGCCAUCAUGAACUGCUCCAAGCACGAGCGCCACACCAGGAACUACGACUACAUGGAAGGAGGGGACGUGCGCAUCCGACAACUGUUCAGUCGCACGCAGUGGUUCCUAACCAUUGACGACUACGGCAACAUCAAUGGAACUCAAGACCCCACCAACUGCUACAGUAUCCUGGAGAUCCGGACGGUGUCUGAGGGGGGUAUAUUGGCUAUCAAGGGGGUGAAGAGUCAGUAUUAUAUCUCCAUGAACAAGAAUGGGCAGCUGCAAGGCAAGAAGAUCUACAAUGAGAACUGCAACUUCAAGGAGGUUUUCCUAGAAAAUUACUUCAAUGCUUACUCCUCUGCAAAGUGGACGGUAACUGGCAAAGAAAUGUUCAUAGCCCUGUCUCAAAAGGGAAGGCCAUUGCGGGGGAAGAAGACCAGGAGGGAGCACAUAGCAUCUCACUUCAUCCCUAUGAAAUGUAGGGAUGAGGAGAGGCGGGUGGACUGACAAACCCAAGGACUUAUGAGCAGCAUAUCAUGUAUGGUUUCAACCACAUAUACCAGUAAAAGUGUCUCGACACAGAACUGACAUAAUCUUAGUACCCACAUCAUGGUCUACUCUCCUACUUGUUGAAUUGUGAAUUAGUCAUUUGAUGUCCCGAACAUUUUUGGCAUAUUUAUGAGAAAUCAACAAAGACACAUUAGGAACGUUUGAAAAUUUCCCAGAAAGAUUCCAGUUGAAAAAAAAUCUAACCGCGUUGAUACAAUUUCCUCCAGAGGAUCUUAUGCUUACUUUAUGGUCAGCUGAAAUAGAAAUGAUGAAACCAUCAAAUUCGAAUCAGUUAUGAUGGUUAAGUAUGUCUCCUUAUAGCACAUUUGAAUAUCUCUUUAUGAAAGUUUCUGUAUAACAAGAAGUCAUCUAUCAACAGCCAGAAAAAGGGACCUGGUUAUCCACAAAAAAGGCCCAAAACCAAGAUUAACAUCCAAGUUACUUGUCUCGAGCUAUAAGAGGAAGCAAGCUGGACUUUCUUUCUUAUUGUGGCGUGAGUGCACAGAGCACCAUAAACAGAGCCCUGGUGACAUUGCAUCCAGCACAUUCAGUGAAUUUGUGUCACCUUUUUUGAUGAACUGUUGAUCUGUUAUCUAGUCCUUAAUGCUCGUGGGCUGGACUUGGGUCACAUGCAUUAUAGCUGCUCACUGCCUCCCUCUUCAUUAUCAAGGUGUGACUCUAAGAUGUUAGAAUACUCUGCUGCUGCUGCUGACGAGCUAUAAAGAUUAAAAUACAAAUACAAAGUGAACACCAUUUUAAAUGUGUAUGUUAUGCAAUUCAUUUUUUUUCGGCCUCACAACUAAUGAUCAUAUAAAUGUUUCACGUGAAAUUCUAUUCCCUUUCCAUAUAUGUAAAACCACUAUUUAUUUGAGAGUUGUUUUUUUAACUGUUAGGACAUUCCAAUUUUUUCACCAGAUCUGACAGUCAUCCUGCAAAGAAGCAUUGAAAGUAUUUACCAGAAGGGCCACUUAUGUAAUUAAUUUUUCGAAUAUAUAUAUAUAUAUAUAUA
Lampris incognitus (smalleye Pacific opah) is the source of this 2215-nucleotide messenger RNA. RefSeq names its product fibroblast growth factor 7 (gene fgf7). The transcript has 4 exons. The record is from RefSeq and is a predicted model, not a curated record. The coding region runs from base 556 to 1164 and encodes 202 amino acids. Lineage: Eukaryota; Metazoa; Chordata; Actinopteri; Lampriformes; Lampridae. Gene Ontology annotation, cellular component: cytoplasm. Gene Ontology annotation, molecular function: growth factor activity; type 2 fibroblast growth factor receptor binding. Gene Ontology annotation, biological process: positive chemotaxis; lung development; animal organ morphogenesis.